CUGAACAAACAUGGAAUGGCACUCCCUCUAUCAGAACUUGAUCAAAUUGCAAUUAUUACACUUUCAUCCCAUUUGUAUUUCUAUGAUAAACCCACACAAGAAGAUUGGCUUAACCCACUCAACAACAAAAUCAUCAACACCCUUAAACACUCCUUAAGCCAAGUCCUAGUCCCAUUUUAUCCAUUAGCUGGCCGGUUAAGCUGGAUACAUGGAGGACGGCUCAAGCUCGAGUGUAACGCCAUGGGUGCGGAGCUCAUCGAGGUUGAUUCCACCAUUAAAAUCACCGAUUUUGGUGAUUUUUACUCUUUUAGUGAGAACUUCCAACAUUUACUGCCUCGAAUCGAAUACUAUGAGAAACCAAUCCAAGACCUUCCUGUGCUCGCGGUGCAAGUCACUAGGUUCGCGUGUGGUGGCCUCAGUGUUGGGAUAUCUAUGUCUCACGUUGUUGUAGAUGGGAAGAGUGCCUUCCAUUUCACUGAAGAAUGGGCUAGGCUCGCUCGAGGCGAACCUCUAGAAUUCGUACCUUUCCUAGAUCGCCGAGUUCUACAAGCUGAAGAUCAUGUGAGUGGAUCCAGAAUGACAGAAAAUAUUGCUGCUGAAAACAUGGAUUUUUUCAGUCAACUUCGUUAUUUUGGUGAAGUGGAUAACUUGGAGUGGGGAAAGCAGGUCACUCCAACUUUCGUUUAUCUAACGAAAGAUAAAAUUGAACGGCUCAAAGAGGUUGCUAAUAUUACUAAGGAACUGAUGAAUGAUAAUGGGGUUCGUCCUUACAGUCGAUUUGAAGUUAUUACAGCUCAUAUAUGGAGAUGUGUAACUAAAGCAAGAGAACUCAAGAAUGAGGACAUCACUACCUUAAUAGCUUGCGUUGACGCACGAGGUCGUAUGGAGCCACCAUUGCCACCAAGGUACUUUGGCAAUGCUAUUAUUGAUAUUGAGAUAUCAAGUUGUGUAGGGGAGCUCAUCUCAAAACCUUUAAGCUAUGCUUGUAGUAAAAUAAGAGAAGCAACGACUAAGGUGAACAAAGAGUAUGUAUUGGAAACUAUUGAGUUCUAUAAAAAUCAAAAAAGUGUAAGCAAGUAUCAAUACAUUGAUGAUCGAGGAAAAAUACGUGGCCCUUCAUAUGGUGAACAAAAUGUACUUGUUAUGAGUUGGUUAAAUCUCAUGGGGCGUAGCAUUGAUUUUGGAUCGGGAAAGGAGAUUCACAUGGGUCCUCCUAUAUAGUCUGUGCUGGUGAUGGUGAUUUUAUGAUUACUCCCUAUAAAGAUGAUGGAUCUGUUGUUGUAGGAGUGUCGUUGCAAGCUAAGCAAAAAUUUCAAGAAUAUAUGAGUUACCCCAUUGAAUGAACCGUACCAUGUGUAUUUAAACAAAACUCGUUAUUUUACUUGCUCUAAAUAUAUUAUUAGAUUAUUUUACUUGCAUAUUAAUAUGGUGUGAUCAUUAGGUUUUUCUAUUGUUGUAUUCUAUUUUUUUAUAAUACCAAAUAUUUGGGUGUUUGUAUAGUUUUAUUUUGAAAAAAAUAAACCAAAAAUAUUAUUUUAUUAAUUUAUAUUUUAUCUUGUGAAUACAAUAUUAUUGAGCCUUAACAUUGUCAAAAUAUUAUAUACACACAUGAUUUUACAAUAUGGCACAUUUAAUAGAAAUCUAGUAACUUAAAAUCUUUUGAAUGAAAAGAUUCAUAAGUUAUUAGAUAUUUUUGUUGUUACCUUGCUAUGGAAUUGUAGGUUGAAUUUUUCGUGCCUACAGAGAAGGAGUAUGGGGCAUGAAUUUCUCAACCCACUCGAAGCACCACCAAGAAGCCAUCAUCGUUUGUUUGUUCCAAUUUCAUUCUCCACCAAAGACUUGCGAGGGAGAUUUUUCAAAUUUAGAUUUGCUCGAAUUGGGGGUUUUCUUAUUGUUUUUAUUCUUUGUUCAUGUAAGUGUUGAAAUUUGAAGAAUUAUGUCUAAGUUUUAGAAUUUUUCAAUUUUUCAUCUUAUCACUCGUAAAAUGUAAAAAUUCAAUAUGGAAAUUCUAUAAAUUUUUCUGUUUUAUUUUCUAUAAUGUUCUCUAUAUUAUUUUCUGUAAUUUUCUCUUUUUUACUUUUUGUAUUUUGUAUUUUUUUGUAAUUAGUAUUGUAAAAACACCACUUCCUAUUUUUUUCUCAUUGUAAAUUUAUGAUACUGGUUUGGAUCUAUUAUCAAUAUAAAUUUGUUUAAUUACCUUACUAGCAAAAAUGCAUGUUGUUGUUUAUAGCACAAUCUGAUUUCUGAAUUUCUGGAUCUAUUUUGUUGUUUACGCAAAAAUGCAAUAUUAGGUACCAAACUUCCAAUGUACGGCGCAAAUGGCACCGCAAAUGACUGUUGGAUGGUGUUGGCGAAAUAACAUGUGUGUCGGACGUGGAGUAAUAUCCGACGCAAAUAGCGCAAAAUGUGCGACGUGUCCUCAUCCAACGCAGAUUAUGUCUCCUAUAUUUGUGU
Molecule: messenger RNA, 2454 nt
Organism: Beta vulgaris subsp. vulgaris (sugar beet)
Lineage: Eukaryota; Viridiplantae; Streptophyta; Magnoliopsida; Caryophyllales; Amaranthaceae
Product: spermidine hydroxycinnamoyl transferase-like
Exons: 2
Coding region: 16-1221 (401 amino acids)
Molecular function (GO): acyltransferase activity, transferring groups other than amino-acyl groups
Source: RefSeq, a predicted model, not a curated record